Molecule: messenger RNA, 2749 nt
Organism: Ilyonectria robusta
Lineage: Eukaryota; Fungi; Ascomycota; Sordariomycetes; Hypocreales; Nectriaceae
Exons: 2
Coding region: 119-2596 (825 amino acids)
Molecular function (GO): ATP binding; ATP hydrolysis activity
Source: RefSeq, a predicted model, not a curated record
UCCCUCCUUCUCCCAUUACACUCCUCCCCUCUCUUCCCAUCUUGCAUCCUAUACGCCUUCGUUCACUCCUUAGUUGAAUUCGCCCUCCUUGUUUGGUCUUUGUUUCUCUUAGACCCUCAUGGCCAUGAUGGAGGACAUCGCUGCUCAGCCUGAGGCUCGCGUCCACGAGAUCCGAGUCAUCGAGGGUGAAGACAUCGACGAUGACAGCUCCAUCGUCAGCUUUGAGCAUCUCCCCGUAAGCAGGGGCAGAGUCGUCCCCCCGCCCAAGGCCGUCCUCAAGGUUGAUGGCAAGGUCCCGGAUGUUCUCUACGUUCUCAAGUACAUUGGCUGGAACGACAAGGUCGUCGAGUACCGCCAAAGCACCCAGGCCUUCAAGGACGUCCCGGAAUUCGAGGGUGACGCUGAGGAUGAGGCCAACAUCCCCACCGAGAAGCCCGUUAUCGAGAUCAUCACAAAGGUCUUCACUGCCAAGGCCGCCCGUAGAUCCGGCCGCCGUCAUCGUGGUCGCGGUGGCCCCGGUCAGACCGAUCGCCCCAUCACCGAGACCUUUGAUCAGGUCGACUACCGCUACGACGACUACGUCUCGGAUGACGAGGAUGAUCUGGAGGCGACCCCUCCUGACAAGGCCCGUCCCUUCAUGACCAUUCAUUCUGAGCACCUCAUCAACGCCCUGAAGGCCGUCGUCGCCUACUACCCCUACAUCAACCUUGAUGGCAAGAUGGUCACUAUCAACCCCCCCUACCGCGUUCUCUACCACCACCGUCGCGAGCUCGCCAACUAUCGCGACAACCAGCCGCCCACUCACGACGCUGAGUACGCCGCCACCACUGCCAAACACAUCGACGCCCUCCUGGGCUUCCUCGAUAUGAACCUUGGUGACGAGAUUCGCCAAGAGGAGGAGCGCCAUGGUCUCAAGGUCCCCAAGGCCACCUUUGAGUACUUCUGGCUCCUUCUCAAACCCGGCGAGGUCAUCUACUCCAAGCGAUACGACAUCUGGGCCCCCUAUGUCAUCAGCAGUGUACGGGUCAAUCAGCACGCCUACAGUCCGUAUGAUGUCUACAAGGUCAACUGCUGGAUGAUCGAGACCAACGGAACCAAGGUCAACCGCUACAUGUACAGCUUCAACGUCUCUCCCUGGCUCGGUGAGCAGGCCAUUAGCAGCCUCGGCGUCAUCCCCGCAGCCUUUUGGCCUGAGGACCUUGACGCCCAAGGCGGCCUCACCAUGAAGGAGAAGUGCAUCCAACAAGGCAAGCUGUACUGGGAGCUUCUCAAGCGCCCAACCUAUAUGGAAUACGAGGGUCUCCUCGUCAACUCUGGAUCCGGGAACCGCCAAUCCCGAGGCCCCACGGGUUUCAUGCGUGGCCGUGUCAUCUGCGAUGCUCCUGGCUUCGACAGCUACUAUAACUUGGGCCCUGAUUGCAUGCGCGGCAUGGCUCGCUACCACCGACCUCCUGCCCUCAACCAGACCGCACCCCCAGUUAAGGACCAUCUCCCCAGGAACCAGCCUCGAUGUGGAUGCCGUGCCUGUGCGACAGACCGCUCGAAAGAGGUCGACAGCCCCUUCCUCAACUUCGAGGACCUUGAUCCUAUCCACGACUCUCCUCCAGAGAAUGACCUGUUCUAUUUCGUUGCCAGCAACACUAUUCCUGGCUUCAUCCUCGGCGAUCGUCGCUGGGGCCACUUGAACCUCGGUCUUCUCAGGCCGGUCGUGACAGACAAGGAAGCCUUCAAGUAUCUCGUUCUGGACGAUGAGGUCAAGCUGACUGUCAAGGCUCUGAUUGGCAAGUUUGCCACUGACCUCGGCGCUGGUCUCAUCGCGCCGUGGGGCAAUGACUUUGUCAAGAACAAGGGCGAGGGUCGCAUCUUCCUCCUUCAUGGUGCUCCUGGUGUCGGCAAGACUUGCACCGCCGAGUGUGUCGCUGAGUUGACCAACCGACCUCUCAUCUCCCUCACGAGUGGUGACCUGAGUGUUGACUCUUAUAACAUCGAGGCCAACCUCAGCUAUUUCCUCGAGCUUGGCCAGCGGUACGGCGCCCUCGUCCUCCUCGACGAGGCUGACGUCUACCUCGAGCGACGCCGCUCCAAGGACAUCUCUCGCAACGGCCUCGUAUCUGUCUUCCUGCGUGCCCUCGAGUACUACCGCGGUGUCCUCUUCCUCACCACCAACCGCGUCCAGUCCUUUGACCCGGCCUUCCUGAGCCGAAUCCACGUCGCGCUACACUACAAGAACCUUCGAGAUGAGGACCGUGAGCGCAUCUGGACCAACAACUUUGACCGCCUCACCCGCGACUCAGAUAACCUCAUUCACAUCUCGUCUGCGGCCCGCGAUUUCGCCUGGAACAGCCGCGAGGUUCGCAGCCUCAAGUGGAACGGUCGCGAGAUCCGCAAUGCUAUGCAGACCGCUCUCGCCCUGGCAGAGAGCGACUCCCAGGAAGAGAACUCUGACCGCAUCCUCCUCGAGGAGAAGCACCUUCGUGCUGUUGUCAAGAUGAGCCGUGGCUUCCGUGACUACAUCACGACCUCUAUCCCUGAUGACUGGGAGGAGGACAGGGGCGUUAUUCACGAGUAUGACGACUCGGACAGCAUCCGCGACUAGAGCACAAAAGUUCCUAAAUUGUAUCUCGAUCACUCGCGCGUGUAUUUCUUAUAUUAGCUUAGUUACCUGUCGUUUAUGAUUCCGAGUAUUGGAGAUUCUGGGCAAGAUUGGAAAGAUUGACCCAUGUUGGAUUAACGACGAUACGAUAUCACU